AUGUCACAUGUCUCGCCCUUGUUGCAAGCGGUGCGAAAAAUCCCAGUGUUGGAAGCGAUCGAGCCCUUUUUUGCAGGACAGAUGAACCUAGAAUGCCGAGAGAGGAAUAUUACAGCAGCCUCCCGCCUUCGAGGCCAGACCAACGAGACCAGACCAGAGACCGCAGAGAGCCUGGGCGGACCAGAGCCGCAGAGAGCCCGGGCGGACCAGAGCCCGCAGAGAGCCCGGGCGGACCAGAGCCGCAGAGAGCCUGGGCGGACCAGAGCCGCAGAGAGCCUGGGCGGACCAGAGACCGCAGAGAGCCGGGCGGACCAGAGACCGCAGAGAGCCGGGCGGACCAGAGACCGCAGAGAGCCGGGCGGACCAGAGACCGCAGAGAGCCUGGGCGGACCAGACCGCAGAGAGCCCGGGCGGACCAGAGACCGCAGAGAGCCCGGGCGGACCAGAGACCGCAGAGAGCCUGGGCGGACCAGAGCCGCAGAGAGCCUGGGCGGACCAGAGCCGCAGAGAGCCUGGGCGGACCGAGCCGCAGAGAGCCUGGGCGGACCAGAGACCGCAGAGAGCCUGGGCGGACCAGAGACCGCAGAGAGCCCGGGCGGACCAGAGCCGCAGAGAGCCUGGGCGGACCAGAGACCGCAGAGAGCCUGGGCGGACCAGAGCCGCAGAGAGCCUGGGCGGAGAGGGAGGAGAAAUCUACUCGGCCAGACCAACGAGACCAGACCAGAGACCGCAGAGAGCCCGGGCGGACCAGAGGACCGCAGAGAGCCCCGGGAGGACCAGAGACCGCAGAGAGCCUGGGCGGACCAGAGCCGCAGAGAGCCUGGGCGGACCAGAGACCGCAGAGAGCCUGGGCGGACCAGAGACCGCAGAGAGCCCGGGUGGACCAGAGACCGCAAGAGAGCCUGGGCGGACCAGAGCCGCAGAGAGCCUGGGCGGACCAGAGCCGCAGAGAGCCUGGGCGGACCAGAAACGCAGAGAGCCCGGGCGGACCAGAGGGCCGCAGAGAGCCUGGGCGGACCAGAGCCGCAGAGAGCCUGGGCGGAGAGGGAGGAGAAAUCUACUCGACCAGAGACCGCAGAGAGCCCGGGCGGACCAGAGACCGCAGAGAGCCCGGGCGGACCAGAGACCGCAGAGAGCCUGGGCGGACCAGAGACCGCAGAGAGCCCGGGCGGACCCCAGAGCCGCAGAGAGCCUGGGGCGGACCAGAGCCGCAGAGAGCCGGGCGGACCAAGAGACCGCAGAGAGCCUGGGCGGACCAGAGACCGCAGAGAGCCGGGCGGACCAGAGACCGCAGAGAGCCGGGCGGACCAGAGACCGCAGAGAGCCUGGGCGGACCAGAGCCGCAGAGAGCCUGGGCGGACCAGAGCCGCAGAGAGCCUGGGCGGACCAGAGACCGCAGAGAGCCUGGGCGGACCAGAGACCGCAGAGAGCCUGGGCGGACCAGAGCCGCAGAGAGCCUGGGCGGACCAGAGCCGAAGAGCCCCGGGGCGGACCAGAGACCGCAGAGAGCCUGGGCGGACCAGAGCCGCAGAGAGCCUGGGCGGACCAGAGCCGAGAGAGCCUGGGCGGACCAGGCCGCAGGAGCCUGGGGACAGAGCGAGAGAGCUGGCGACCAGAGCCGCAGAGAGCCUGGGCGGACCAGAGAGACCGAAUGUCGACCAGCUCGGAAAGGUCCAGCGAUUCUUUGGCCUUAUCUCAUUGGUACACGGUAAUGUUGAAAGGACAUUAAGUAAUAACCUCUGGCACUCUCUUGACCAUGGGUGCCAAACUAAAACACAUUCAAGGGCCGAUUUUCAUUUAGCUGUCAUCCUGAACUCCAACUGA
Molecule: messenger RNA, 1824 nt
Organism: Penaeus monodon (black tiger shrimp)
Lineage: Eukaryota; Metazoa; Arthropoda; Malacostraca; Decapoda; Penaeidae
Product: collagen alpha-1(I) chain-like
Exons: 5
Coding region: 1-1824 (607 amino acids)
Source: RefSeq, a predicted model, not a curated record